AUGCUGAGCGCCGCGAGGAGCGACAGCCACUUUGCGGUCAAGAAGGAGUGGUUCUUCCGGCGCCUCCUUAGCGCCGACCCGCGCCAGCGCGCGAGCACCAUGGAGCAGCUCCGCGAAGAAGCCAUGGCCAUGGAGCCGUCGGUCUUGGAGGCGCACUUGCCCAGCAUGUGGCGGUUGGCCCGCGAAGCGCCGCUGGCCGACAUUCGCACCGGCUGCCGGGCGCUGCUCGCCGACAUUGCGACCGAGCGCGGCCUUACGUUUACGCCCAAGUGCGCGCCAGCGAACGGCGCCGAGCCCACGGACGAAGACUCGGACGUGUCGUCGUUUUUCCAAAAGUCCGAGGUCAUUGGCAUC
Saprolegnia parasitica CBS 223.65 is the source of this 354-nucleotide messenger RNA. RefSeq lists its product as hypothetical. The transcript has a single exon. Lineage: Eukaryota; Oomycota; Saprolegniomycetes; Saprolegniales; Saprolegniaceae. The annotation marks the transcript as partial. The record is from RefSeq and is a predicted model, not a curated record.